AUGGCCACGGAGGAGAGUCCGAACGUCUCGGACAAGCGCGCUUCACCUCCGUCUUCCGCGGUGAGAGAAAGCAGACGCUUGAACGACUGCCAGGAAGUCCAGCAGCACCCGGACCAGCUUUGGCUGCCCAAGCAGCGUAGUAGCCCCGCUCUCCUUUAUUACAGGAAGUUGUCAUGUGACAGUGAGAUUGACGCUUUGGAUUAUGGUUCUUUGGAGUACAGCCCUGAGAUGAAGCUUUAUCCAGAGCGAACACUCGACAAAAGAUUAGACGGAAUCACCUCCGAGUCUACGAAAAGUUUGGAAGGAUCUUUGAACCAGUUGGAUUUGAUACACGAGGGUGUGGGGGAAGCCAGAACUGGCUUUAACUGUUGCUCCUGCACCCAUUUUAACCGCCGUGACUCGACAAACUCGUAUCCCAGCCCGAGUUUGAGCCUCUGCUCCAGCCCCGCUCAUAGUCCGUCGCUUAGACGCCACGGCGUCUACUGGAGGAGCCGGCAACACUUUCGUCGCUGCAGUUUGCCUGUGUCAAAACAGGAUUUCCACAAGCCAUCACGAGGCUCCUCUCGACGCAGUCCUUCCAGUGAACCCAACUCCCUGGCGUCUUCCCCUUUUAGCUCCCCACUCCUUCAGCGUAACGGUCACUUUCACAGUCACGGAUACAGCUUCUCCAGCUUAGAGCGACUGGAAGGAAACACUUGCUCCUUGGAGAAAUUUUUCCAAUCCGUGACACGUGAAGAGAGGUUGACCCCGGAAAGGAGAAGGGGGAGCCGCGACGGGGGUGACGAAAGUGACGAGGGGUCCGAAGAUGAUCUCCUGGAUAACUCUGAAUUCGUCAGGAACCGUAAGGAGCGUUCCACCGUCCUGGUGAGACGCUUCUUUAAGAAUAAUCAAAAGAUGACCAAGUCGGUGUGCACCGGAACUAGAGCCAUUGUCCGGACUCUCCCUUCGGGACGCAUCUCGGAGUCGUGCUGGGACCGGGUGGUUUGUCGCCUGACGUGGCGACCUAACAAGAAGGAUAUUCUGCCAAUCUUGACUCCCCGCAAAGGAGAAGACCUCCGAAUCUGCAAAGUGAUGUUACACAACGUCUGGAUACAGAUGUGCAAGUCGCCGGAACUUGUCAGCGGUCGCCCACCCGGACCGGCUCGUGUCACCGUCCUUGAUUGCCACUGGAGAUCUUCUUACCCGCUCAGCUUUUAUCUUGUGUGCGGUCAGAGGACGUCUGUUUGCUCCCUUCUGACCGGCGCUCUUCUGGAAGCCACAUCCGCCCUCGGGGCUCGUUGCGCCUUACCCUGCCCGUUUGGACAGUCGCCCAACAGCAACCACGGCGUACUGAAAGAGCGUCAGCUGGCUAACAGCAUGAGCGGCGGCGGCGCCCUCCUCGCCGGCGUGAGCGGAAUUUCCAAGGAGCUGGCCGAGCUUCGGCACCUGGUGCAGUUCCCCGAAGAGAUCGCCUGCGUCCUCACCGAGCAGGAGCAGGAGCUCUACAGGCGGGUGUUGCCUUUGGACUAUCUGUGCUUUCUGACGUGUGACCUGGGCAGUCCGGAGGGUCCGAGCAGGCGGCACCCGGAGCUCAAGGCCUCGCUGUCGGCCCCCGACAUGCCCACCCAGACGGCGCAGCGCAGGAAUGCGGUGGACGACUUGGUGGCGCGCUUUAAUGAGGUGAGUUCGUGGGUUACCUGGCUGGUGCUGACGGCCAGCUCGAUGGAAGAAAAAAGGGACGUGUUCUCCUAUCUGGUCCACGUGGCCAAAUGCUGUUGGAACAUGGGCAACUACAACGGCGUCAUGGAGUUCCUGGCUGGACUCAGGUCACGCAAGGUGCUGAAGAUGUGGCAGUUCAUGGAGCAGUCGGACAUCGAGACCAUGAGAAGCCUGAAGGACGCCAUGGCGCAGCACGAGACCUCCUCGGAGUAUAAGAAGGUUGUCACCAGAGCGCUUAACAUCCCAGGAUGCAAAGUGGUGCCUUUCUGCGGGGUGUUCCUGAAGGAGCUUAGUGACGCGUUGGACGGCACGGCCAGCAUCAUCAGCCUUAAAACGCCGCCCGAUAACACGGAAGACUCGUUAGAGUUUGUGUCCGACUACAGCGGCCAACACAACUUCCUGUCCCGUGCCGGGAUGGACGGUCUUCACGUCCCGGAGAAAGAAGCCACCGUCAGCAACAUUCUGCAGAUUAUUCGAUCAUGCAAUCGGAGCUUGGAGGCAGAAGAUCCUGAUGAGGCAUCUACCACCCCGUCUUCUUCUGGUCCUACGCUAGCUUCUAGAAACAACUCCCUAAGGGACCGUUGCCGCUAUCAGUUCAUGGUGGGCGACCUGUCCGAUUCCGAAGGUGACCUGUCAUCCGAACCCGCAGCUAGCGAAAUGGAGUUUCAGGGCACGGAGGAGACACACCGAGCUUUUUGCCAUGGGACCGAGCUUAUUCCGUGGUACGUGUUGUCCCUUCAACCAGAUGUUCACCAGUUCCUGCUACAGGGAGCCACCGUUAUUCACUACGAUCAGGACAGCCACCUAACGGCCCGCUGCCUACUAAGACUGCAACCUGACAACAUCACGCUUACUUGGGGUAAGCCUCAGAGUGGUGGGGAACAACCACUAGGACUCGGACAAACUGUGGUAGCAGGACUAGCGGAGGGUCUGCUGGACCUCGGUUUGCUGAAGGCUGUGUUCCUUGGUCACCAGGGAGUGGAUGUCCACGCUGUUUGUUUGCAGAACAAACUGAGCCAGAUGACAGUGGAGGAGAACGGCCUCAGCCUGCUCUAUGGCCUCGGUACCACCGACAACAGACUCCUACACUUUGUGGCCCCCAACUACACUGCACAAAUGCUCUACAAGGGUCUCUCAGAGUUGGUCAAUGCGACCAGGAAGUUGAAGAAGUUUCCAGAUCAGCGGUUGCAGUGGCUCCGGAGGCAGUACGUCAGUCUGUAUCAGGAGGAGGGUCGAUACGAAGGCCCGACGUUAGCCCAGGCCAUUGAGCUCUUCGGCGGGCGCAGGUGGAACAUGGGUGCCAAUGGAGGGGAUAAAUCCUGCACCCCGAAAAGCAGUCCUCUCGGGAUUAAUGAAAAAACUAAGAAGAAGAAAAAGGCCCUUGUUAGGGGAGACAGUGGGGAUGCCACAGAUGAUGAGAUGGUUUCCAGGAAAACGCAUAGCUGUAAAGAAGGGUUUUAUCGGAACGGACCAGAGUCGGACAGCAUAGACCAAGACGAUCCAGAUGACAGCUUCCCUGGGCCGUUCUCGCUCUCGUCCAAAGGAAGUCCUGGACUCCUCGCUUCUUCUUCCUCAUCUUCCUCUUCUUCCAGUAUGGCCAGCUCCAACCAAUCCCGCCAGCAAUCCUCUCCAGUUCUUUCAGGGACUACCAAGACUCUGCAAGGGGCGUGGAGCAGCAGGUCGUGGCACGGUCGCGGCAAAGGCUGUUUUAAAGGCUUCCAGAACCUCAUGAUAUCCGACAGUACCAUGAGCUUCAUCGAGUUUGUGGAGCUCUUCAAGUCCUUCAGUAUCCGGAGCAGGAAGGACCUGAAGGAGCUUUUCGACACAUUCGCCGUCCCUUGCAGUCGUUUCUCUCCAGAGUCUGCUCCUCUGUACACCAACCUGAAGAUUGACGACAGGGACGCGGGGCUUCAACCAGACCUCGACCUCCUGACUCGGAACGGCUCGGACCUUGACCUCUUCAUCCGGAACAGGCAGCAGAUGCCUGAAAACCAGAAGCAGAUCUCGGAUGCUAUUGCCGCCGCCAGCAUCGUGACCAAUGGGACGGGAGUGGAGAAUGCAUCACUAGGCGUGUUGGGCUUGGGCAUACCUCAGCUGAAUGAUUUCCUGGUCAACUGUCAGAGAGAGCACUUGAGCUACGAUGACAUUCUCAGCAUUAUACAAACAUUUGAGCCAUCAUCAAACAUGAGGCUAAUGGGCUGGAUGUCAUUCGAAGGCUUCGCAAGAUUCCUCAUGGACAAGGAGAACUUUGCCUGUCGUAACGAAGAAUCGCAAAUAAACCCCGAAGAGCUCCAGCACCCUCUGUCCUACUACUACAUUGAAUCAUCACACAACACAUACUUGACCGGACACCAGCUCAAAGGAGAAUCCUCUGUUGAGCUUUAUAGUCAGGUGCUGCUACAAGGCUGCAGGAGUGUGGAGCUGGACUGUUGGGACGGCGAUGACGGCAUGCCAGUCAUCUAUCACGGACACACGCUCACCACUAAAAUCCCUUUUAAGGAUGUGGUGGAAGCAAUUAACCGCUCUGCGUUUGUCAACUCUGACAUGCCGGUUAUCCUGUCCAUUGAGAACCACUGCUCCCUACCCCAGCAGCGCAAGAUGGCCGACAUCUUUAAGACGGUGUUCGGUGAGCGUCUGGUGACGCGCUUUCUCUUCGAGGGUGACUUCAGCGACGACCCUCACCUGCCGUCGCCGCUGCAGCUUCGCGGGAGGAUCCUGCUGAAAAACAAAAAGCUCAAAGCUCACCAGGCGCCAGUGGACAUAUUGAAGCAAAAGGCUCACCAGCUGGCCCACUUGCAAGCCCAAGCUAGCAAUGGGUCACCAGGUGGCGCCUCGCCCGGAAGCCACGCAAACGAAGAAGAAGAUGAAGAUGAAGACGAGUACGACUACGACUACGAGUCCUUAUCUGAUGCCGAUGUCCUCAAUGCCUCUACUGCCUCCUUUGGGCUGGAAGAUAACCUCCUGGAGGAAAAAGCGGAAGGGAAGAGCUCGGCGGACAAAGAGGAGCAGCCUGUCGACGAAGCGCCCAAGCGGAUGAAGAAGGUUGACAGCAGCACUCAGAGUAAAGGAAAGGUGUUCGACAUGGAGCUGGGCGAGGAGUUCUAUCUCCCUCAGAACAAGAAAGAGAGUCGGCAGAUCGCGCAAGAGCUUUCCGACCUCGUCAUUUACUGCCAGGCCGUCAAAUUCCCAGGCUUGUCCACGCUGUCGCCGUCCGGCUCGGGCAGGGGGAAGGACCGCGGAAAGAGCAGGAAGUCCAUAUUCGGCACGGCUCCGGCCCGCAGCGGCGCCACGGGGGAAGUCGACGGGCAGAAUCGCCCGUCCAGGAAAAGUGGCGCUGAGCGGCUGAGCUGGGAAGAGCAGCAACAGCAGGCGUCGCCGGCGCUCAACCCGCCGACGUCGCUGAGCGCCAUCAUCCGCACGCCCAAGUGCUACCACAUCUCGUCGGUGAACGAGAACGCAGCCAAGCGCUUGUGCCGGCGAUACUCGCAGAAGCUCAUCCAGCACACGGCUUGCCAGCUUCUACGCACGUACCCGGCCGCUACCCGCAUCGACUCGGCUAACCCAAACCCGCUCCUCUUCUGGCUGCACGGCAUCCAGCUGGUGGCGCUCAACUACCAGACGGACGACCUUCCCAUGCAAUUGAACGCGGCGUUGUUCGAAGCUAACGGUGGCUGCGGCUACGUCCUCAAGCCGCCCGUGCUUUGGGACCGAAGCUGCCCUCUCUACCAGCAGUUCUGCCCCACCGAAAGAGAUGUGGAGGGAAGCGCCCCGGCUGUUUACACCAUCACUAUCGUGUCAGGUCAGAACGUGUGCCCGGCCAACGGUUCCGGCAGCCCGUGCGUGGAAGUGGACGUCCUGGGCACGGCGGGCGACAGCUGCCACUUCCGCACUAAGCCCAUCCAUCGUAACACACUUAACCCCAUGUGGAGCGAGCGCUUCCAGUUCAGCGUGCACUUUGAGGAUCUGUGCUUCCUGCGCCUUGCCGUGGUGGAGAACAACAGCUCGCAAACAACCGCGCAGAGGAUUCUACCCCUCGGGGCCCUUAAAGCAGGCUACAGACACGUGCAGUUGAGGACGCAACACAACGAAACCAUGGAAGUGUCCAGCUUGUUCAUCUACAGCAAACGGGUGGAAGAAACUCCAGCAGGGGGCGCUUGUCCUUCGUCACAGUUGUUCAGUCCCGAGGAGAAGCACGCUUCCCAACGGCACAGAGUGACCAUACACGGCACCCCUGGAUCAGAACCGUUCGGCGUGUUCUCCGUCACAGAACACACAACGAGCAAACAACUAUUGGACAUGGUUAGUAUUUCCGAGGGAAACACGGCCGAUUACUUCCUCUGCGAGGAGAAGCUUCUUUUGUCCAAGGAGCGGGGUGAGAACAAGCGCUGCGCUCAGCGGCGGCCCCUCAGUCCUGACGAGACGUUGGUGCGGGUGGUCUCCGGAUGGGACGCCGAGGAUGGCUACGUGGGGAGAAUCUGCCUCCAAACCAGAGAGGAGAAUCUAAACGAGAAGAACGCAGUGACCGAAGGUGAGGAGGAACUGACCACCGGAGGAAGCAGCGGCGGAGAUGAGGACAUGUUCUUGGUCCAAGUGCACGAGGUGUCCCCAGAGCAACCUCACACGGUCAUCAAAGCGCCGCGCUACAGUUCCGCACAGGACAUCAUACAGCAAACUCUAAUCAAGGCCAAGUAUUCGUAUAGCAUCGUGUCCAACCCCAAUCCUAGUGACUACGUCCUCAUGGAGGAGGUCGGGAAGGAUGCCGGCUCCAAGAAGUCGUCCGGCGCUAAACCCGCGCAGCGAGUUCUUUUGGAUCACGAGUGCGUGUAUCACGCGCAGAGUCGUUGGAAGGGCGCCGGGAAGUUUAUUCUUAAGCUCAAAGAGCAGGUGGCACGCGAGGACAAGAAAAAGGGGAUAUCGUUCGCCAGCGAGCUGAAAAAGUUAACCAGUCGUGGGCGCAGCAUGACGACGGGCGCGGCGGCCACGGCGGAAGGCUCCGCCCACAGUAAGGAUGAGAAAGCGGCAUGCUGCGUGGCGCUCACCGAGCUGCACGAAGGGCAGCAAAAAGCAGACUCCUGCCUCUCCUCGCCUCUCGGCCCUCCCGCCGCAUGGAAGCGUCACAUCCUUCAAAACUGGAAGAUCCACAAAUGA
This is a messenger RNA of Nerophis lumbriciformis (worm pipefish), 6846 nucleotides long. The record is from RefSeq and is a predicted model, not a curated record. NCBI's taxonomy places the organism in Eukaryota, Metazoa, Chordata, Actinopteri, Syngnathiformes, Syngnathidae.